AUGCCUUCUGGUCUUUCGGUUGAUACUGAAGAAAAUAUUUUGUUAACAGAUGUUGGAAUGCAUCAGGUAUUUAUAUAUUCGAAAGGUGAAUGUGUAUUAACAUUAGGUGAAUCAUUUGUUGCUGAUGAUGAUUCAAAUUCAAAUAUAUAUGUUGCUGAUGGAUAUUGUAAUGUUCGUAUUGUUAAAUUUGACUCAAAAUCAGGGUUGCAAGAUCUUCUGAAAAAAAGAGAAAGCUUCUGA
Messenger RNA from Rotaria sp. Silwood2, 240 nucleotides. The record is from the annotation of a GenBank genome assembly. Lineage: Eukaryota; Metazoa; Rotifera; Eurotatoria; Philodinida; Philodinidae.